Prunus armeniaca (apricot) is the source of this 672-nucleotide messenger RNA. The record is from the annotation of a GenBank genome assembly. Lineage: Eukaryota; Viridiplantae; Streptophyta; Magnoliopsida; Rosales; Rosaceae.
AUGAGAGUUGGGAGACAUUCGCAGAGUCUUACGCUUAUACCAUUAGAUCCAGAGAUCGAACUAAUGCUUCACAAGCUUAACAAGCUCAAAAGGAGGAAGGAUGCAAUAUUGGAAAAGCCAUCACUUAUGGCUGAGGAACCGAAACCAGUAAGGGACUAUGAUGUCCCAUCUGUGUUGGCAUCACCAUCGAGCAUUCGUCGUCCAACCAUUGAUGCCAAUAAUUUUGAAAUCAGACCAGCCAUAAUUUCAAUGAUUCAGCAAUCCUCCAUCUUUUAUGAGAUAUGUGACACAUUUAAGUGCAAUGGAGCUACCAACGAUGUUGUUCGCUUAAGGCUUUUUCCUUUCUCAUUAAAGGAAAAGGCAAAGUCAUGGUUGAAUUCUCAACCACCUAAUUCGAUUACUACCUGGGACGACUUGGCCAAGAAAUUUUUAGCUAAAUUCUUUCCUCCUGCAAUGACUGGAAAACUCAGGAAUGACAUCAUGUCAUUUGCUCAGAAUGACAUGGAGCCUUUUUAUGAAGCAUGGGACAGAUACAAGGAUAUGCUAAGGAAAUGCCCACAUCAUGUGCUACCUACUUGGAUGCAAGUUCAAGCGUUCUACAAUGGUUUGAACAAUACAAGCAAAACAACAAUUGAUGCUGCAGCUGGAGGAGCUUUGAUGGGAAAAACAUAA